UGAUGGUGUCAUGAUGGAUAAUUUUACCUUUGGAUAAUUAUGCCCAGAGCAGGGUUCAGAAACCAUCUUAGUGCCCUCCACCCUGCAGAGGGGAGGGCAGGAACUUAUAAAACAAACAUUCAACAGACUCAGAUACGUAUUCGGAGCUUCUGCUGGUCACUGGAAGUUCGACUGCAGAUCAUUACUUGUAUUGUGAAUUGGACGUUGAUCAAACUGUAUUACAUUUGAACUGAAUCUGUCUGAAGAAUUUCAGUAGAGAACAUCAUGGAAGACCAGAUUAACAUUACCUACAUAACUCUGUCUGGGUAUGUAGAUCUGAACAGAUACAGAUACUUUUACUUUUUCGUUGUACUCACUGUGUACAUCUUAACAGUCUGCAGCAAUGCUACUAUUCUGUAUCUCAUCUGGAUUCACAAAAACCUCCAUGAGCCGAUGUACAUCUUCAUCGCAGCUUUGCUGUUUAACGGUCUUCUUUACAGCACCAACAUUUACCCAAAGCUUUUGAUCGACUUCUUAUCUGAAAAACCGAAUGUGUCGUAUUCGGCUUGUCUUUUACAGUUCUUUUUGUUUUAUUCUUUUGGUUGCUCAGAGUUCCUCCUGUUAGCAGCCAUGGCCUUCGACAGAUAUGUGGCCAUAUGUAAACCUCUGAGGUAUAGAAAUAUAAUGAAAAGAAGUACUGUUAACAUUUUCCUGGUUCUAGCUUGGUUUCUACCUGCUUGUUAUCUUGCAGUGCAGGCAACACUGAGCUAUCAAGCUAAAUUAUGUGCAUUUAACUUGGAAGGAAUAUUUUGCAACAACACUAUUUAUGCCCUUCAGUGUGUGAGAUCAACAACCAUCACUGUAGUGGGGAUUGUAGCUUUAUUACAUGUUGUAGUGCUUCCUAUGCUCUUCACUACCUUCACGUAUGCAAACAUAUUUAGAAUAUCUUACCGCAGCUCUAAGCAGUCCAGGAAAACAACAGUAGAGACCUGCGUGCCUCACCUGCUGGUUCUGACCAGCUACGUCUGUUUGAUGACGUACGAUGUAGUUAUAGCCCGAGUUCAGUCCGAUUUCCCCAGAAUUGCACGAUUCAUAAUGACGAUGCAGAUAUCCCUGUAUCACCCUUUGUUUAACCCGUUCAUUUAUGGUUUUAAAAUGAAGGAAAUUAAUAAACAUCUGAGGAGAUUGUUCAGCUCGGCCAAAAAAGUGCAAGCAGUAAUUGGGUGAUUUUUUU
Messenger RNA from Poecilia latipinna (sailfin molly), 1213 nucleotides. RefSeq names its product olfactory receptor 11H2-like. The coding region runs from base 265 to 1206 and encodes 313 amino acids. Gene Ontology annotation, cellular component: membrane. Gene Ontology annotation, biological process: G protein-coupled receptor signaling pathway; detection of chemical stimulus involved in sensory perception of smell. Gene Ontology annotation, molecular function: odorant binding; olfactory receptor activity; G protein-coupled receptor activity. The record is from RefSeq and is a predicted model, not a curated record. NCBI's taxonomy places the organism in Eukaryota, Metazoa, Chordata, Actinopteri, Cyprinodontiformes, Poeciliidae. The transcript has a single exon.